CACAGAGGUUCUCUUUGCCUUUAAUUUAUUUUUCUUCUGCCCAAACCAAAAAAAAAAAGUUUCCAGAUCCAAAAUUACAACAAAGAUUCUCAAACUCCUAAAACUUCAUCUUAAAAACUUAACAAACAAAAUUCUAAUUACGAAAAAUCCCAAUCCUAGUGUUUCUCUUGUUGGCUUUUUUGUUUGAUCUGUCUGUAAUUUUUUUUUUGUUUGAUCUGUGGUUUGUUUUGUAAAAAUUCCACUCGUCAGCACUCAGAUUAAUCUCUUGUCCAUUGAUCUAUCUAUCGACUUGCUUCGACUUUUGAUUUGAGAUUUGCGAAAAUUAGGGUUUUUGUUUCGAAAUUAGUGUUUGUGUCACCUAGAUGAACGAUCAAUCUAAGCUGAUGAAUCCGCCACCUCCACAGCAGAUGAUUGGUCAGCCUCCACCGCAACAGAGGAUGAAUCCGCCGCCGCCGUCACAGGUACCACGGAUUAUGAACCAGAGUCCGUUAUUAGGCCAAUCUCAUCCGAUUAUGGGAAUGAAUCAGCAGCCACCACAGGUUAUGAUGAACAGCAAUCAGCCAAUGAUGAUGAAUCCACGCAACUUUAACCUUAACCAGAGUUUGAGUUCCGAGUAUCAGCAGAAUCUUGCUCCUAAUAACUUUGGUUCGAAAAUGAGUCGGAACAAUUGGAAAGGGAAGAAGAUUACAAGUGACAAGAGGCCAAUGAUGGAGCAGCAGCAGCAGCAAAUUAGGAGGAUGCAUAACUCUGGGAUUCCUAUGUAUAACCCUCAGCAACUUCCUGGUUCUGGUAGUAUUCAGGUUGGUGCUGGUGGUUACAAGCCGCCGACUUUGAAUGAGCUGCAGUCUCAGAAUAGGUUAAAGACGAGGAAGUUUUAUCCGAAGAAGAAGUAUGGUAACCGAUAUGUUCCUUAUGCGCCGAGGAACACGACUUCGUUUAUUAUCAGGGCGAAGAAAUCUGGUGGAAUUGCUGAGUUGGUGUCUCCAUGCCCUGUGACACCGGCGGUGUUGCCUACGCCAAUGUUCUCGCCGUCUAGGGAGGUGUUGGGUGAUAUGGCGAAGGAGGAGUGGGGGGUUGAUGGUUAUGGCUCUAUGAAAGGGCUGAUUAGGCUGAGAGCUGAUGGGAAUGAGUUGGAACCUUAUGAGGAGGAUGAUGAAGAUGAAGGAGGGUCGAGUGAGAGUGAUGUGGAGGAGCAUGUUGAGGUUGAGAGGAGAUUGGAUCAUGAUUUGAGUCGGUUUGAGAUGAUUUAUCCGAAUUAUGGUGGUUCUGAGUAUAACAAUGUUUUGGAAAACCGAGUGGAUGAUCAGGAUAGCCAUAUUGCUCAACUGGAGGAAGAGAAUUUAACUUUGAAGGAAAGGUUGUUUUUGAUGGAAAGGGAGUUAGGUGACAUGAGGAGAAGAUUACAGUAUCUCGAGAGGCGGGAUAUGGUUGCUCAAGAUGCUAACGAGGAGGUUGUGGAGAAUGAGUCUGAAAGUGAUGGUGAUGAUACAGGGGGAUCUGAUGCUCGUACUAGUGGUGAAACAAAGGAGAACCAUGUAGCUGCAGAAGAUGUUUGUAUGCAGGAUGUUGCGGCAAGGGAUAAUGAGGCUGUGGUGAAGGAAAACAACAAUAACAGCAAGAGCGUGGAUGAAGUGAAAGCGAACAAACAAUCGGUUGGUGUGGGAAGUUCUGGGGAAAGUAAACCUGAAGGUAAGGAAAAAGCUGAGACAGAGUUUCGGGAAGUUUCAGGGGAACAAUGUGAGGAAGACAACCAAGGUGUGGUUGGUAUGGAUCAAAGUAAGGAAAAUGAAAUGGCAAUUGAGAAGCUUGAAGAUGCGUCUGAGAAUGAUUCUGCUGGAAAACAAUGAGCGACCAUAUGAUACCUGGACCAAGGAGGGAAGCAGACGAGAACCCAUGAUGAUAGGCAGUGGUUAACUAACUGGUGAUGCAAAAGUUGAAUGCAUACGAGUUUCACUUUGAAAUAAUGUAAGUCUCUUGUAUGCACAGGCGUCAGUGAUGGAUAUCUGCAGCAGCUCUAUGAUGUAUAUGUCAAAAUGUACUUGUCUUAGUAGGUGUAGUCUAGUUCUCUGACCGCUUUUGGUACCAGAGUUUAGGAGGCUCGCUUUCACGGAGAAGUUCAUAUGAAGUCAUGGUAAGCUUGUUUUUUUUCUUUUCUGGUACAUCUUGUUGAUGAUAAUGGAUUGUAGUAAAACAGGGUUCAUUGUAGUGAAAAAACUUAUGGGUGAUAGAGUUUUAUGUUUCUUUUUUUAAUGCAUUUGGAUGCUUCACUUUAGUAGUAUUAAGCGUAAUAUCUUUGUCUUGGUUUGAGACAGUUGCAGAGAGCUUUAAGAGAAUCUCAGAGCCGAAUGAAUGAUGUCCUUAUUUGGUUGGAUUCAGAUUCUUGGAUUGCCUCUGAGAAACAAUUAGGCCCACCAAGUUUGGGCCCGGAUGGGUUAGUGGGUUGAGUUAUUUAAGGUCCACGAUACUAAUAAUAAAAAUAGAAUAACCGAAUCAUUAGAUCUCUAUAGAGUUAAUUAAGAUUAGGUAAUUAAUAGUGAUGCGACAUAUUGCUUGUAAUAAAUGAAUAACAUUCAUCAUAUUUUCUUUUUAAUAAUAUCACAGGAAUUAAUAAUUCACUAAACUCAAGUUUAAUAAUUCGCCAAUUUCAGUUUUGAACAUGUAACAUAUAAGAAUAUUUAGUUAUUUACGAUGGUAUAAUUUGAAAAUAUAUUGCAUUCUAAUAACAAUUUGUUAACCAUUGUUUUAUUUUGUGUAGCCUGUAGGUUUAGAUUGCUUCUCAAUGUCAAGUGUAAAGGUGAACCAUCUUAUGAGUUAUGACACACUGCCUGAAGAACGGAUGUUUCAAUGAAUAAUCGGAAUUUCUAUCAGUUAUUGAAGUCUCUUAAUCUAAUUUACGUUGCUUUUCUCUUAUUCAAAUCUUCUCUAAUUUCAGUUGUUGUAAGUUCUAUGUGGAUCGAUCGAUUCCAAUCGUUGUAAAAGUCGAUUUAGUCAAUGAAGCGUUUGUGUGAAUAUUAAAACAAAAAAUCAAGAAAACUGUGAUCGAGUU
This is a messenger RNA of Arabidopsis thaliana (thale cress), 3046 nucleotides long. Its product is annotated as PRLI-interacting factor. The coding region runs from base 363 to 1847 and encodes 494 amino acids. The record is from RefSeq and is marked reviewed. The transcript has a single exon. NCBI's taxonomy places the organism in Eukaryota, Viridiplantae, Streptophyta, Magnoliopsida, Brassicales, Brassicaceae.